AUGGAUAAAGUAGACCGAAAGGAAAAGUCAAAUACCAACAAAACCGUUUCUCCCAAUCACAAAGAAUUUCUUCAAGCCGGUGGACGUAACGAUGCUCACUUACUCAUCCCAAGUGGCGAUUGUUUACUCAAAGCCACAUUUGCUUCACGCGAACACUCGUUCUAUAAACGUUUGCACAACUACAACGAAUGGGUGUCUUCGAAAAUCACCCCCGAGUUCUAUGGCUUUGAGAAUCAUGACUUGGGACAUGGCAUGCAGGAAUAUAUCCGGAUGAAGAAUGUGACUUUUAACUAUAAGCGCCCCUUUGUGUUAGAUUUAAAGGUCGGUAUUCAUAGUUGGCACCCCGAGAUUCCUUCAUAUAAACUCCAAAAGCGGUUAAAAACAGAUGAGACGUCGACGACUAAUUUACUGGGAGUCCGAUUCUGCGGAUGUAAAAGAGUUGUCGGAGACCAAACCCUUAGCUAUAAUCGACACUUGUCUUUGAACGAAAUAACAACACGAGACGCGUUGAAAAGGUAUAUUAAACUCUUUUUGUUUGAUGGAGUGAAAUAUCGAGUUGCUGCGUUACCGUACUUUGUGAGUCGGUUGGACAAAAUCAUUGAACUCAUGAGAAUGGACAAGUUCAGAAUCUUCGGAGCGUCAACUUUGUUCGUCUAUGACGCAGACGCGAAGGACGAGGAAAAGAAAUUCGACUUGAGGUUCAUCGACUUCGCACAUACGUGGUGUUUGGAUAAAGAAGAGUGUAAGAUGGAAGAUGGCGUCAUCUUCGGGAUGGAGAACCUUAAAUGUAUGUUGAACGAAAUUAGUGUUGAAAUAACUGGAAAGAAAAUUAAAACGAUGUAA
Entamoeba invadens IP1 is the source of this 843-nucleotide messenger RNA. RefSeq lists its product as hypothetical. The transcript is spliced from 2 exons. The record is from RefSeq and is a predicted model, not a curated record. Gene Ontology annotation, cellular component: cytoplasm; nucleus. Bases 1 to 843 code for a protein of 280 amino acids. Gene Ontology annotation, molecular function: inositol hexakisphosphate kinase activity. NCBI's taxonomy places the organism in Eukaryota, Evosea, Mastigamoebida, Endamoebidae. Gene Ontology annotation, biological process: inositol phosphate biosynthetic process; phosphatidylinositol phosphate biosynthetic process.